AUGAACAAGAAAAAAGAGCUCGGGGAAAUUCCGCCUGUGUUUCCAAAUGGCUGGUUUGCGCUAAUGGAAAGCAACGAUUUGGCGAAAAAUUCCAGCAAAUUCAUCCAAGCUUUAGGUGAGAAUUUUGCGGUAUUUCGAGACGCUGAUGGAGAAGUACAUGUACUUGAUGCGUACUGUCCUCAUUUGGGAGCAAACUUGGCCAUUGGAGGCAAAGUUCGAGGCAAUUGCAUCGAGUGUCCUUUCCACGGCUGGCUGUUCGAUGGCAACUCUGGCCAGUGCACAUCUAUUCCAUAUUCUUCCUCAAAACCUCCGGUCCAGGCAAAGGUAAAAUCUUGGCCUUGCGCCGAAAGCCUCGGGUUCAUCAUGGUUUGGUACCACGCUGAAGCCGAGGAACCAUUUUGGCAACCACCACAGAUCAAAGGGGUAUCUGAUGGAGAAUUUUCAUUUUGCGGAAGAUCCGAACAUUACAUCAGCACUCAUAUUCAGGAUUUACCGGAGAAUGGUUCAGAUGUCGCUCACCUGAAUGUGCUACACACCGCAGGAAUUCCCGCGGGACCACGUUUGGUUGAUUUGCAUGGAUUCCUUAGCAAGAUUUUUACUCAUUCUUGGACAGCUUCAUGGAAACAAGGUGAUCCCUCACAUACUUCAACUGUGGCAUUAACCCAUACCGGGAAGGUCUUAAACUGGCGAGUCCCAUUCAUGGAUAUUAUUUCCAACAUCGAGCAGAAAGGACCUGGUAUAGUUAUCCUGAGGUUUGAUUCGUUGUUUGGACUCGGUCAAGGUGUUCUAGUCCAAACUGUCACACCUGUGGAACCUCUGAUGCAACGAAUGGUUCACAGAUUUUACUUCAGUAAUCCUUGGCUCAAGAUUGUUGGGAAAAUCUUCCUCUACGGCGAGAAUGUUCAGGUAUCUUGAACGAGACAUAGCCGUGUGGAACAGCAAAAAAUUCAUACGUCAUCCGCUGCUAGUGAAAGAAGA
Messenger RNA from Notodromas monacha, 978 nucleotides. The record is from the annotation of a GenBank genome assembly. Lineage: Eukaryota; Metazoa; Arthropoda; Ostracoda; Podocopida; Cyprididae.